AUGUCCCCGCCGCUGCCUUUGUUACGAGCACAGCGACUUGGUGGAUUGCCAGAUUUGAGUGAGCGGACAAUCAUUUUUAUUUUAUUUUUUGCAUAUCCACAGGCUUUUUUUUCACUGUCCUACCUGGAGAAGCUGGAUCUCAGUGGGAACCAGCUUACUGGUCUACCUGCAGACUUCUCAGUGAGCCUGUCUGGACUCAAGGAGCUGCGACUGGAGCGAAACAAUUUACAUCAUCUGUCUGCAUUCAGCUUUGAGUAUCUGGACAACGUUGAGAAACUGGACCUGAGUCGUAACCAUCUAGUCUCACUGGGCCCGGGUGUGUUCAGGGGGCUCACAAGGCUCAGGCAGCUCUACAUGCACAACAACAGACUGUCCGUAGUGCUCCAAGGGAGCCUCGAUAUGCUGCCCGGACUGGAGGUGCUCCAGCUGAGUCACAACAACAUUUCCCGGAUCGACACCAAGGCUCUGUCUCCUCUCUAUAAUUUGGCCGUUCUCGCUCUGGAGGGAAACAACCUGCGUCACUUGAAAUUCAAAACCUUCCUCAGUCUUCACACAACAGCGACGCACAUCCAGCUAGCAGGGAACCCUUGGAGUUGCGAUUGUGAUCUGCACCGCGUCUUCAGCAAGAUCCUUCACGUUCGCCAUCUCCACAUCGACGACUACCGCAACGUGACCUGUCACCAGCCGCCACAGCUGGCCGGGGCUUCUCUGGCUUGGGUAGACAGCCAAUUGUGCAUCGCAGAGACCGCCACCGUACUGGUCAUCACCAUCACCGUGCUGGUCACGGUGGUGGCAGCCGUGGUCAUGGCAGAACGCAACAGGAAGAGGAACCAUGGCAAGAACUGGGACACCGAAUCCCAAAACCACACACAAGGUCCUCCAUCCUGAGAGCAAUGUCACGACUGAGCUGGAACUGGGAUAAAACCCUGGAAUGGUCUCCAGUUAACAUCAUGCACAUUUAGUCACAUUGAUAUAUUAGGGUUAGAACAACAAAAGUUGUUAACUGUAGAAAAAAAAUGGGGAUAAUCGAACCACCAAAACACUAAUUCCGAUUAUUUCUCCUGUCACACAAGACACAAUAUUUUAUUAUAUUAUUUUGUUUUAUUAUUUAUUUUGUUUUAUU
Messenger RNA from Syngnathus typhle (broad-nosed pipefish), 1123 nucleotides. Its product is annotated as insulin-like growth factor-binding protein complex acid labile subunit. Gene Ontology annotation, molecular function: protein binding. The transcript is spliced from 5 exons. Bases 1 to 888 code for a protein of 295 amino acids. NCBI's taxonomy places the organism in Eukaryota, Metazoa, Chordata, Actinopteri, Syngnathiformes, Syngnathidae. The record is from RefSeq and is a predicted model, not a curated record. Gene Ontology annotation, cellular component: extracellular matrix.